Spinacia oleracea (spinach) is the source of this 1983-nucleotide messenger RNA. RefSeq names its product 6,7,8-trihydroxycoumarin synthase. Bases 15 to 1529 code for a protein of 504 amino acids. Gene Ontology annotation, molecular function: monooxygenase activity; heme binding; oxidoreductase activity, acting on paired donors, with incorporation or reduction of molecular oxygen. The record is from RefSeq and is a predicted model, not a curated record. The transcript is spliced from 3 exons. Lineage: Eukaryota; Viridiplantae; Streptophyta; Magnoliopsida; Caryophyllales; Amaranthaceae.
AACCCUAAGAUAAAAUGGUACUACUACUUCUAAUAGCAUCUCUUUCUUCAGUCAUCUUUUUUCUUCUUCUUCUUCUUCUUCUUCUUCCCAAAAGUAAGCAAAAUCAAGCAUUACGUCCUCCUCCUGGACCAAGAGGGCUUCCCUUAAUAGGAAACAUGUUCCAGUUUAAACCCUCAAAUAGUCACAUCUACUUUUCCAAUUUAGGCAAGACUUAUGGCUCAAUUUUCACACUUGGGUUGAUGGGUAAGUCCAUGGUUGUGAUUCAAUCAGCCGAGUUAGCGAAAGAGGUGUUGCAAAAACAAGAUGAGAAUUUCUGUAGUAGGCCGCAAACAGCAGGAAGAAAAAAGCUAAGUUACAAUGGGUUAGACAUUGCUUUAAGCCCAUAUAGUGAGUAUUUGAAAGAAAUAAAGAAGGUUCUUGUUGUUAAUCUCCUUAGCUCUAAGAAUGUCGACUCUUUUGCUCCAAUUCGACAGGAAGAAGUCUCAAGGCUUAUUCAAAAGGUUUCUUCUCUCUCUUUUGCUUCCAAAACUGUCAACUUGAGCCAAUUGGUUCUCAAUUAUGCAGCUUCCAAUGCUAGCAGGAUCACUUUUGGAAAGAGGUACGACGACGAAGACGUGUUUGGGAGCAGAUAUUGGAGCCUGCUACAUGAAGCUGAAUACAUGUUCACAACAUUCUUCUUUAGUGAUUAUAUCUAUCUCGGUGGUUGGAUUGAUAAGUUAACUGGACAAUACUCUAGGCUUGAGAAGACGUUUAAAGAUUUAGAUGCAAUUUAUGAUAAAAUCAUUGACGACCAUCUUCACGCAAUUAAGCUUAAAUCUGAGCAGCAUGAUAUAGUUGACGUUUUGCUCCGCCUUAUGAAUGAUACUUCCUUUCCGUUUAAGCUCACAAUUCACCACAUUAAAGCUAUUCUAAUGAAUCUAUUUUCCGGAGGAGCAAAUACAACUACAGCUGGGGUGAUUUGGACACUUACUGAGUUAAUGAAAAACCCCAUUCCAAUGAAAAAAGUACAAGAAGAGUUAAGGAAGGCGGUCCUAAACACAGGUUGUAUAACAAAACUGGAUCUCUCAAAACUGGAAUACUUCAAGGCAGUUAUUAAGGAAUCAUUGAGGUUACAUCCACCAGCUCCAUUACUGAUUCCUCGAGAAACAACUCGAAAAACCAACAUAAAUGGAUACGACAUUUUACCCAAAACUAUUGUUGUUCUUAAUGGAUGGGCUAUUGGACGAGACCCCAAAUAUUGGAUGGACCCAGAUAUAUUUAUGCCUGAGAGGUUUUUAGGGAGUUCAAUGGAUUUGAUGGGGAUGACAAUGAUUCCGUUUGGGGGUGGAAGAAGAAUGUGUCCUGCUAGCGCGUUUGGCCUAGCCAACCUUGAGCUUGCGCUUGCCAAUUUGUUGUUCUCUUUUGAUUGGGAAUUGCCUGCUGGUUUAAACAAGGAUGAUAUUGACACCAAUGUGCUCCCUGGUUUGGUUACACAUAAGGAAAAAGAACUUUGCCUUAUUGCAAAGAAAUUCGAAUUCGCAGGAAAAUGAAAUUCGGAUGAAUUGAAUGAAUCAUAUCAAGUACUCCGUAUACAAUAUCCACUCCAAAUAAAUCGACCGUCGGCAUGAAUAGGGAUGGCAAUGGGUCGGAUCUGGACCGGGUCCGACAGGAUCCAGACCCGCUUUUUAAGAGGUGGAUCCAGAUCCGACCCAGAUCCGUUGGGUCCAAAAAAAUCAGAUCCAGACCCAGAUCCACUGGGUCUAAUGGGUUUAGGGUCGGAUCUGGGUCCUAAAUGGGUCUAAGCGUAUUUGUUUUCCAAAAAAAAUUGUCCCUCAUUUUUCUUAUAAUAUGUAAUUUUUUGCGCCCAUUUUUUGUAUGUAAACGUAACGUUGCUUUAAUAACACCACUAAAUAUGGAAUAUUCGUUAAUUUUGUUUAGGAAAAAAAAUCAUAUUAGCCUUGUGAUACAAUAAGUAUUUAAAGUUUCUAAUAUUAUUAUUUAUAU